This is a messenger RNA of Petromyzon marinus (sea lamprey), 833 nucleotides long. The record is from RefSeq and is a predicted model, not a curated record. Lineage: Eukaryota; Metazoa; Chordata; Hyperoartia; Petromyzontiformes; Petromyzontidae.
GGCUGCGCGCCCGUGGCGGUCGCUGUGCGGUGCGCGAGGACGCCGUUGACCGUGCGCCGCCACGCUGCCGAAUGAGCGACGCUCACGGGCAGCAUCAGGAGCAGCCAACGACACCGCGACCUCCUCUCGUGCGCAGCAAAAGCAGCGGUGGUUGUGUGGCCGCUGGAACCAUGGAGUCCUCGCAAGUCGAAGGCCUGGACAAGGCCGCCGUCGCUGCCGAGACUCUCGCAGUCUCCAAUGGGCCGCAUCUGGGUGGUCGCCACGGAGACGGGGGUACCCACGAAGAUGAAGGUCGCCACAGAGCCGCAGAGCACCUGGAGAGAGAGGAGCACCUGGAGAGAGAGGAGCACCCCAACGGCAGCGCCAGGGUGGAGCUCCCAGAUCGCUCGUUGGACGACGUCGAGUCGCUCCCCCUGAGCGUGGAGCACUUCCACCGGGACGCCCCCCACACCCACCCGGAGCAGCGCUCACCUCCCGCUGCUCCUGCCGCUCCUUCUCCUCCUGCUGCUCCUACUGCUGCUGCCCCUGCUGCUAGGCCUGCGCCGGGGCCCAGGCUGGGGACCCCGAGAGGAUCCUCUCGCUUCCAGGUGACCGGCACAGGCCACCGCUUUUCCACACGCGCAGUUCGUGUACGGGCGUCGGAUGACGAAGACAACGAGGAGCUGAUUCCGCCCACGGCCGCCGAGGAUGGGGCGGAGGCGCUGCCGGUGGAGCAGGGUGCAGUCGGGGCACCGGGCGCCUCGCCUUCACUGGAGGAGCUCGAGGGAGCGGCGGAGCUGUCCGGACGGGGCGACUCGGCCGCCAUUUCACAGAAGGCUAGAACGCCAUCAUGA